AUGACCAAGAAUAAUCUCAGCAACUCGCUCUCAUGGCUCUUGCAGCACCCACACUCUUUUGGAUCUCUGGAACACAUAUCUGUUAUUGCUGAUGUUGCGAUUGGGUCCUACGAUGAGUCGGAAGCAGCACACACGAACGAUGAGAUGGCAAGAUUGCAGCUAGCACCACAGAUUGCCCCGAGACCAAAACUGCAUACUCAAUUAAACCACGAUCCUAAUCCAUUUCCCACCCCUGCUCCCUCGCGAUCUUCAGACAACAAGCCGCAAUCGAGUCCCCCAAAGCAGAAGCAUGGAACGCCUUCCACAUCUCGGCACGCGACCAAGCCGCGCACGCCCGUAACGAGCUUUGACGAUAUCAAGUUUGACGAUUCCAAGGACAUCCUCGACAUCGACGAAAUUGAUCUUACUGGCGACAUCACAACUUCUUCCUUCGGCGAAUUUGGUCCGCCAAUCCAGCUAUGGAACGAAAGGUCAGCUUCUCGCAUAGAGCCAUCGCCGAAGAAGAAAGGAAAGAAGAGGAAGAGCGACGAGUAUGAAUCGGACCUGCUCUCGCCGCACUCAAGUCGGAAGUCAACAAAAGUGAUCCAGCAACGGACAACUACGACGACAUCUCCAAUCCGCGGUAGCCAGACGCGCCUUAUCGGAAAACGUCUCCAAGAAGAAGUUAAUCUGACCCAAACAACAAUCCGACCAAAGGCUGAGGCCUCAGAGCCAGACACCUCUCCAGAUUCCUGUAGUGAAACGGUUGAGGGAGGUCGAGGUCACAAAUGCAAAGUACCGGAAGAUAGCCACCAACCGCAAGCUCCGGUGCGUUCUCAACGAACCCGUACGCAGCGGUCACAAAAGACCAUUCAUGACUCGGACGACGAUGAAGACGUAUCGCCUGUUCACAAGCUCGAAUCCGAUGCGUCGGGCUCAGCAAUCCCCAAAGACCAAGGUGGUCUAGGUUUAGGCAAUAUGGUCACAAAAGGACAUGACGUGGAAACUAUUUUCCGCUCACCGGUUCGAUCGCAACUAUUGACGGUUGAAGGAGCGUCUGGGCCGUCGGAUCCCGUCCAAGUUAGUACGACGCUGACGCCUCGGACGACGUCGAACCUCGGAGUAAUGCUCAACAAUAACGUUCCGACACCAAACCUGACCGGCGACCUGACAUUGAAACAGAGAAAGCUGAUCGAUAGCUUUGUUAUGGACGGUAAAGAGCAGCUACAGGGUCUUCUGCGACGGCUUGAGAACUCGAAAGAAGUUGUUGACAGACAAAUCCUAGAUGAGAUGUGCGAACGGGGCGCUGCUUCCAACCACUUAAAGGAAAGGCGGAAGACAAUAGGGGCCAAGAUCACUGCAGCAACGCGACUUCAGGAAGAAUCUGCCAACCUAUCAAAACUUCGAAGCCAACGAGAACAGAUGUUUGUUCAGCGAGAAGAAAUUCACAAGGCGGGCCACAUCGUUGAUCCCGAUGAUGACGAAGAUGUCUUGACAUCACUGUGCGCAAAGAUUUUCAAGGCGAAGAGUGAAAUUGACUCGCGAGAACUCACAAUCUUCACUCUUUUGGAACAGUUGGGAGUGUCGACAUCCAGCAGAAUGGAAGACCCUUCAAAGAUAGACCGAGAUCAUCUGCUCUCCUCGAGUCCAGGGCUAUCCGACCAGAAGGUCCUGGUUGCCUCAACACAAAAGGUACCUCAAUCAACGUCAAAGAAUGCGAAUGGUGAGACCCCACGUGGUCUCUCUCACCUCUCGACGCAGUCGAUUCGCCAAACUCCGUCGUUGAACCGGUACGACGCAGUUGACAUAGCUAUCAAGUCGUCAAACCGAAGUCCUUCUCCCUGUCGCGAUUCUCCCAGAAGAACACAACUAUCGGAGUACACAAAGACGCACCGUUCCACCCCUAUAGGCUUAGACAUUCCCGGCUCAAGUCGCGCGUUCGCAAAUGUAGGUGCAGAAGCUAACAUGGGAGACUUUUCAAGAACGAUGGGUAGCCCAACGCGUGACUUUCCAUUCGAUGAUGAGGAUUUCGAGGAUGGUCUAGAUGACGAAGAAAUGUACAAAGUUGCAGAGCAGUUCGAACAGAACCUGUCAUCGAUGACAACGGCUGACCGGAGUGAGCGCACUGCCCUGCGUGAGGUGAGCGACAACAUCCGCAGAAUUUCGCCUCAGAAACCUGCAUCCAGAUCGUCGGUACGGCCCUCACCCGCGGCGCUGAUGCAAUAUCCAUGGUCGAAAGAAGUGUAUUCGACUCUAAGGAAAAUAUUUCAUCUCCAAGAAUUCCGCCACAAUCAACUGGAAGCCAUCAAUGCGACAUUGGGCGGCAAGGACGCCUUUGUGCUAAUGCCUACCGGAGGAGGCAAAUCUCUCUGCUAUCAGUUGCCAGCUGUGGUACAGAGCGGGCGGACAGCAGGGGUGACUAUCGUCGUCUCUCCCUUACUCAGCCUGAUGCAGGAUCAGGUGGAUCAUCUGCAAAAAUUGCACAUUCAGGCUGUUCUGGUCAAUGGACAGACUUCGAAUGAACAUCGGAACUAUAUCCUCCAAGCCUUACGAUCUAAUGAGCCCGAGAAGUUCGUUCAGCUUCUGUACGUAACGCCUGAGAUGCUCAACAAGAGCGAAGUAUUCUUCAAAGUCUUUCUGGAUCUGAACAAGAGGAGCCUUCUAGCACGCAUUGUGAUUGACGAGGCACACUGUGUCAGCCAGUGGGGACAUGAUUUUCGACCCGACUACAAGGCGGUGGGUGAAGUUCGCCGACGUUUCAAGAAUGUGCCUGUGAUGGCCUUGACCGCGACGGCGACGGAAAAUGUGAAAGUGGACUGCAUGCAUAAUCUAGGCAUGGAUGGCGCUGAGGUCUUCACGCAGAGCUUCAACAGACCGAACCUCACGUACGAGGUAAGGCCUAAGGGCAGCAAGCAAGCAGUGCUUGGAAGCAUUGCACGUCUCAUAGAAGAGUCUUACAAGGGACAGGCAGGAAUCAUCUAUUGCCUGUCGCGCAGAACUUGUGAAGACGUUGCGAAGCAGCUCCAAGAAGAAUAUAAUAUUCGAGCCCGCCAUUACCAUGCUGGGCUCGAUGCUGCAGAGCGGAUCCAUAUCCAGAAAGAAUGGCAAGCCGGAGUGUACAAAAUCAUUGUUGCCACGAUCGCGUUUGGCAUGGGGAUCGACAAGCCCGAUGUUCGAUUUGUCGUUCAUCACACUAUUCCCAAAAGCCUCGAAGGUUACUACCAAGAGACAGGUCGAGCUGGGCGGGACGGUGGCAGAGCUGGGUGUUAUCUCUACUACGGCUAUGGCGAUACGACCUCCAUCAAGCGGAUGAUUGAGAAAGGCGACGGCGACUGGCAGCAAAAAGAGAGGCAGAAGCACCUGUUGCGCAAUGUCGUUCAAUUCUGCGAGAAUCGCAGCGAUUGUCGCAGACAGCAAGUGCUCGGAUACUUCAAUGAACACUUCAAGCGAGAAGAUUGCAACGAUACCUGCGACAAUUGUAACUCGACCAGCACCUUCGAAACCCAAGACUUUUCCGAGCAUGCGAAGAAUGCAAUUCGUAUUGUUCAGCAAGUAUCUCGUGAGCAAGUUACCCUGUUACACUGUGUGGAUGUCUACCGUGGUGGCAAAAACAAGAAGAUUUCUGAGCUCCAGCACACCAAACUUCGCGAAUACGGGCUUGGGGCGGAUUUAGCCAGAGGGGACGUGGAACGAUUAUUCUACCGGCUCAUUAGUGAGGAUGCUUUGGUAGAAUAUAACAAGGUCAACACUGCUGGCUUUGCUACGCAGUAUGUCAAGCCGGGACCCAGAGCUCCCGAAUUUGAGACUGGCCGAGUGACACUGAGUAUGCAAGUUCUGGUCUCGCCGAGAGGUAAAUCGAGACCUAAGGAAGGCGGUUUGAAGAGCAGAAAGAAAACACAACGGAACGGCGUCAAAGCCGCUGCUGACGAUCAUCCGGCGUCUACCAACGUUUCGUCGCCGUUGCAGCCUAGGUCUCGCAGGAUUCCUCCCUGUGCGCAGGAUGACGAGGAUUCAGACGAAGAGUUUGUCGACGAAUUAGAGGAAGAAGAUGACGGCCACUAUUUUGAAUCGAUGCCAGCUGUUGGCAAUCGCCGGCCCACUAGAAAUGCCAAAGUUGGACCUCCAAUUACGACUGAUGAAAGGACGGGACAACUGGACGAGGUGCACCAACAUAUACUUGAUGACUUUGUCGAGAACGCAAAGAAGGAAAUUAAGCGCAUUCAGAUCAUGAAUGGCCUACGGCAGACAUCAGUAUCGGAUCUGAUACUCCGCGAAAUCGCGACUCAGUUCCCCCAGGAUGAGAACGCGCUCCGAGACAUUUGCAGGAUGAAUCCAGAAACCUUCCGAAUGUUUGGGCCCGUCUUGCUGCGUCUGGCUAGAUCCGCUUAUAAUGACUACAAGGCGAUGAGGGAGGCAACAGGGGAAGAUCUUGACGAACCUCACGACCGAUCAAUUGUGGAAAUCAGCGACGACGAGGAUGCAGAUCAAGUGACUGAAAGCGAUCGAGAUUUCGAUGCAACCGAGAGCAGUCACUACUUCGGUGUAGCUGACGAUGUCAGCCAUUUCAACGAGCAAUACAUCAGCAUUCGAGACCAAACCUCAGAAGGUGGCAUCGAAAAAGCGCAACUCUCGUCCCAGAUCUGCUCCUUGGAACCGGCGGGGUUCGCGCGUCUCACAGCAGCGUGGUAG
Messenger RNA from Cladophialophora psammophila CBS 110553, 4668 nucleotides. RefSeq lists its product as uncharacterized. Gene Ontology annotation, cellular component: nucleus; RecQ family helicase-topoisomerase III complex; cytoplasm. Bases 1 to 4668 code for a protein of 1555 amino acids. NCBI's taxonomy places the organism in Eukaryota, Fungi, Ascomycota, Eurotiomycetes, Chaetothyriales, Herpotrichiellaceae. The transcript has 2 exons. Gene Ontology annotation, biological process: double-strand break repair via homologous recombination; DNA replication. The record is from RefSeq and is a predicted model, not a curated record. Gene Ontology annotation, molecular function: four-way junction helicase activity; 3'-5' DNA helicase activity; ATP binding.